This is a messenger RNA of Orbilia oligospora ATCC 24927, 441 nucleotides long. RefSeq lists its product as uncharacterized. Lineage: Eukaryota; Fungi; Ascomycota; Orbiliomycetes; Orbiliales; Orbiliaceae. Gene Ontology annotation, cellular component: cytoplasm. The coding region runs from base 1 to 441 and encodes 146 amino acids. The record is from RefSeq and is a predicted model, not a curated record. The transcript has 7 exons.
AUGUCUUCCGUAUUUAACGCCGAAACGGCAGAAAACUCCGAGGAUAUCGAGAAGCAGUUCGCCGUCAAAGCCGUCAUGUACAUGCAAACUCACUGGGAGCUCCUAACUCGAUGCCGUGGCACUGAUCUCAAACUCACCAAAAUCGACGACGAAAUCUACGAACACUUGAAAGAGACAUUUCCAGACCUCGAUGUUUCGAAAAAGUUGGAUGAAGACGAGAUGAAGAGCAAAGAAGGGAAGGAGAAGUGGAGAAAUUUCGUUAACGUCUAUGAAAAUAAGGUUAAGGAUUUCAAUUUCGGAACUAUGUUGAGGACGGAGCCAGGGGCAGAGUAUGAUCAAAAUACUACGAUAUUCUCCGUUCGAAUGCAGUUUUAUGCCAUAGAAAUCGCAAGGAAUAAGUUGGGAUUGAACGAUUGGAUCUAUAACCAAGCACAUCCAUAG